This is a messenger RNA of Gryllus bimaculatus (two-spotted cricket), 309 nucleotides long. The record is from the annotation of a GenBank genome assembly. Lineage: Eukaryota; Metazoa; Arthropoda; Insecta; Orthoptera; Gryllidae.
AUGUCAAAACAUCUUUUUUUCCCCAAAAAUUGUCAGGCAGAGCCAUUUUGUGAGGCCUCUGUGCUCUGCUUCCAGGACGCCGAGUGCCCGCUGUACGGCUGCGCGUGGGGCGGUCUGCUGCGCGAACUGGCACCACAUCUGCGCGAGGAGCACGCCGCGCAGACGGUGCGGGGCCGCGAGGCGGUGCACCAGAUCGCCAUGCGGGCGCUGCGCGCGCAGCGGAAGUACGUGUGCGUGCAGGAGGCGGUGGGCCGCCUCUACGUGGUGGCCAUCCGCUGCCACGGCCUACUCUACUUCGCCACGCUGCAG